AGAAUCUGAAAGUGGAACACCAAAAGUUGGUAGUAAAGAGAAUGUGUGAAGGAAUGAAGAAGGUAGUGGUGACCGGUGCAUCCGGUUACCUUGGUGGAAGGCUCUGUCACGCCCUCCUCCGUCAAGGUUACUCCGUUAAGGCUCUCGUCAGACGCACCAGCGAUCUUUCCCAACUUCCUCCCCUUUCCGAAAUUAUCUACGGCGACGUCACCGACUUUUCCUCUCUCCUCUCUGCUUUCUCCGACUGCUCCGUCGUCUUCCACCUCGCCGCUCUCGUUGAGCCUUGGCUCCCUGAUCCCUCUAAAUUCUUCUCCGUCAACGUUGAAGGUUUGAAGAAUGUGUUAGAAGCAGUGAAACAAACUAAAACGGUGGAGAAACUCAUAUAUACGUCGUCGUUUUUCGCUAUAGGACCAACCGACGGAGCUAUUGCCGAUGAGAAUCAAUUUCAUCAUGAGAAAUUUUUCUGCACGGAAUAUGAGAAAUCAAAGGUUGCCACUGACAAAAUUGCACUUCAAGCUGCAUCUGAAGGGGUGCCAAUAGUAUUGCUUUAUCCUGGGGUUAUUUAUGGACCUGGUAAAGUCACCGGAGGAAAUGUUGUUGCAAAGAUGCUGAUAGAACGUUUCAGUGGACGAUUACCUGGUUACAUAGGCAAUGGAAAUGAUAAAUGUUCGUUCAGCCACGUUGAUGAUGUAGUGGAGGGGCACAUUGCUGCUAUGGAAAAGGGAAAAAUUGGGGAGAGGUAUUUACUGACGGGUGAAAAUGCGUCGUUUAAUCAAGUUUUUGAUAUGGCUGCUGUGAUCACUAAUACUAGAAAACCAAUGGUUAGUAUCCCUUUGUGGGUGAUUGAAUUGUAUGGAUGGUUGUCAGUAUUAUUCUCCCGAAUCACUGGAAAGUUACCUCUCAUCAGUCCACCGACGGUGGAUGUUUUAAGACAUCAGUGGGAGUAUUCCUGCGAGAAAGCUAAAAGGGAGCUAGAUUAUAAGCCCAGAAGCUUGAGAGAAGGGCUUGCGGAGGUACUACUCUGGUUAAAGAACUUGGGAUUAAUAAGAUAUUAGUGGAAUAUUAGAGUACUUCAUAGGCAUCACUUUGGCAUGAUCUAUACUGCAAUUGUAAAUGAAUCUGAGAUUCAGUUUCUGAAAUAAAUGUGAGAUUCAGUUGC
Messenger RNA from Trifolium pratense (red clover), 1159 nucleotides. Its product is annotated as putative dihydroflavonol 4-reductase. The coding region runs from base 42 to 1055 and encodes 337 amino acids. The transcript is spliced from 6 exons. NCBI's taxonomy places the organism in Eukaryota, Viridiplantae, Streptophyta, Magnoliopsida, Fabales, Fabaceae. The record is from RefSeq and is a predicted model, not a curated record.